Messenger RNA from Vollenhovia emeryi, 1321 nucleotides. RefSeq lists its product as uncharacterized. The coding region runs from base 170 to 1243 and encodes 357 amino acids. Lineage: Eukaryota; Metazoa; Arthropoda; Insecta; Hymenoptera; Formicidae. Gene Ontology annotation, biological process: sensory perception of taste. Gene Ontology annotation, cellular component: membrane. The transcript has a single exon. The record is from RefSeq and is a predicted model, not a curated record.
GGAGAAUUGUAUAUCGAUUUACGCAUUUGUCAUAGACUCACCAAGAAACUUACACUUAGAAGAGAAAGUUUUGCAGACGUUAAUAGUAAAGUGCAUUAAAAAUAUAAGUAAUAUUUCUCAGAUUAUAAUCUGCGACUUAUAUUAUCGUUUUCCCACAAUUUCGGGGAAGAUGUUCAAUCCAUCAUUAAAGUUCCAAGGACUCAAAGAUAAAAGAAGAAGUAAAAUAUGGCAGCUAUUUCGCGCUACGGAUUUUGCAUCGUUGAUGUAUCCCUGCUUCACUGUUUGCCGCAUUCUGGGAAUUUUUUCAUACAAGUUCAACGCUGCGAACAUCAAGACUUACAAACCAAGCUAUGUUGUAUCAAUUAUCAGUAUAUCCGUUUUUAGCAUUGUCUAUUCAAUAAUUCUCUAUAAAUUCAACUUUGAAGAUAAGCGAUUCGAAAAUGUAGGGGCACCCUUGAUACUUGAGGUUAACUCCUAUUUCAUUUUCGGUGGCGUUAUUGUAAUCGCUACAUUCAUUUUGAAUGAACCACGAAUGCGUUGUCUUCAAACUAUACUGGAGCUCUCGUUGAAAUUACCCUUGGAAUCAUAUCAGAAUUUAUCUAGAAUAAUCCAUGCUAAGGACAUUUUUUUUCUUCUCUAUCUACUUGUGUGGUCGUAUAUAUACCUUUCUCUGGAGCAACGGAGCAUCGUGCUCAUCCUUCUUAUACUAUACAUCGAAUUGUUCAUGUUUCAAAUGGAUAUGCUAUAUAUAAAUUGUGUUUGUAUAUUAAAAGCUUGUUUCAAGCAAAUCAACGACAAUCUAGUGAAUGUGCAAGAAGUUUUAACAAAUGGUGAGCCAUAUCUUCUGAUUGGGGCUUCUCGUAAUCAAAGAAAUCCUUUCCUACUGAUGAAGAUCACAGCUCUGAAAAAGCAGCAUCUAUCAAUCAGUGACACUGUACGGAUGCUGAAAAUGGUCUUCAGUUUGCAACUUGUUUCUACGAUACUUUUGACUUUCACUCAUAUCACCUUCAAUAUGUACUUUUAUUUCAUAGUGAUAAUACAAAAUAGUGUGUCCAUGACCGAUGUAGAAAAGCAAGUGUUUUACGAGUACGUUAUUACAUCUAUAGUGUAUUACGUUAUUAAAGUAGCGUUGAUAGUAUGGGCAUGCGAAACCUGCAAGAAUCAAGCAAUAGAGAUCACCAGCACCAUUUACAACGUGUUCAACAGUACCAACAAUAAGCAAAUAAAAUACGAGGUAGAUUGAAAGAAAUUAUGACUUUGGCGGCAUAUUUUACGUAUUUUUCAGAUUAUGUCUCACGAAUGCUAAUUCAGUUUGCAAUAC